AUGACCAGCAAACCUACGGAGCCGGCCGAUGCUGCUGUUGCCGACAGCACCACCCAUGAUUCCCUGGAACCGUCAUCUCCUGCCGGGCCUGCAGCAGUGACGCGGUCACUGGCGGGCGCCAUGGGUGGCGUCCCUUCGUCCCAGAAUCCUUGCGUCCAGAAGGGUUGUGAGGACGGCGCAAAGACACCUAGGAACUCAGGGAGGCGUCGAGACAAGUCCAAGUCUGUGGAGCCGUCGGACCCUGCGGUCGACAGAUUAUUCUCCGAACGUGUGGUGACGGUGCUCGUGGGCCCGAGCGAGGUCCAGUGGCGACUGCAUGAGAACCUUCUCUCGGGCAUCUCGGAUUUCUUCAGAUCGGCCUUCAACUCGGGCUUCCAGGAAUCCAUCGAGGACAAGCUCACCAUGCCCGAGGAUGACCCCCACUCCUUUGAGCUCCUUGUCCGGUGGCUUUACAUCCGCGCCCUGACGCCCUCCGCCGUCUCCAAUUCCACCACUUCUGCACAUGUCAUGCUCGGAAAGGACUUUGCCGGAGGCUCAUCUACAGCGUGCAUCCAGGAUUAUCUCAAGCUCUAUGUCCUCGCCUCAAAGGUCUUGGUGGAGGAGCUGGAGAAUGCUUGUGUGGAUAUGGCCCACGCAUUCUACAGUGUUGGUUUGCGAAGGCCCGAUGUCAAAGACGUGAAAUACGUCUACGAGAACACCAUGCCCGGCUGCGGCAUGAGAAGGCUGCUCAAGGAACGCCUCACGAUGAGCCUUUUUAAGGGAAAACAGCACAAUCCUGUGACCCCGGAGUGGAGGGAAAUCAUGAAUGAAACACCUGAUCUGGGCUUCGAUCUCGUCAGCGAGAUUGCCUCCUACAACUGGAUCGCCGGCGGUAACGCCUCCGCGAAGACUCCAGCCCAUGAAUGCACCUUCCAUCGUCAUGAGAGGAGCAACAGGUGUCCCAGGCUAGAUUGA
Diaporthe batatas is the source of this 954-nucleotide messenger RNA. RefSeq lists its product as uncharacterized. NCBI's taxonomy places the organism in Eukaryota, Fungi, Ascomycota, Sordariomycetes, Diaporthales, Diaporthaceae. The coding region runs from base 1 to 954 and encodes 317 amino acids. Gene Ontology annotation, molecular function: protein binding. The transcript is spliced from 3 exons. The record is from RefSeq and is a predicted model, not a curated record.